UUUUUUUUUUUAAAAAAAAAAAAAUCGAAAUGAUUUUUCGACCGAUUCUUUCUAAUUUUAAGCCACAAUUUUACAGCAAUAUCCAUAUAUUUAAUCGAAAUUCAUAUAUUUUAAAUAGAGUAAACCGAUCUUUAUAUAUAAAUUAUGAUAAUUUAAUAAAAUCAUUACAGAAAAGAGAUCAAUCAUCAUCGUCGAAUUCGAACAAAAAUAUAGAUUUAUCUAAAUUUCCUGCUGAAAACAUUAGGAAUUUUAGCAUUAUUGCUCAUGUAGAUCAUGGGAAAAGUACAUUGGCAGAUAGGCUUUUAGAACUUACAGGAACAAUUUCUUCUAAUCAUUUACACCAACAGGUGCUAGAUAAACUUACUGUUGAAAGAGAAAGAGGGAUUACAGUAAAAGCUCAAACAUGUUCAAUGUUUUAUAAAUAUAAUAACAAAAGUUAUUUACUUAAUUUAAUCGAUACGCCAGGACACGUUGAUUUUAAUUAUGAGGUGUCAAGAUCACUAGCGGCAUGUCAAGGAACAAUAUUAUUAGUAGAUUCAUCACAAGGGAUUCAAGCACAAACUGUCGCUAACUUCUUUCUGGCUUUUAAUGAAGGAUUGACUGUCAUACCUGUUAUAAACAAAAUUGACCUUCCUACUGCUGAACCUGAUCGUGUCGUAAAUCAAAUCGAAAGUACAUUUGAAUUGGAUGUUUCGAAUAUUGCAUUGAUUUCAGCUAAAUCUGGAGUCGGCGUUGAUAAAAUUUUACCAAUCGUAAUCGAAAAGAUACCUCCACCCAGUGGAAACAUUAAUAAGCCUUUAAAAGCUUUUCUUUUUGAUUCAUGGUAUGAUACAUAUGUUGGUGUUGUUUGUGUAAUGGCAAUUGUCGAUGGAAAAUUACAAAAAGGUGAUAAGAUAAUGUCGGCAUAUUCAGAAAAAAAAUAUGAAGUUAUUGAUAUUGGCAUUAUGCAUCCUGAACAAGUUACGACCGGAUAUUUACAUGCUGGGCAAGUGGGAUACGUUAUUUGUAGCAUGAAGGUCGCAGCUGAAGCUCAUAUUGGUGAUACAUUUUAUCAUAUCAAAAAUCCAGUGGAACCCCUGCCAGGAUUUGAACCUGCAAAAUCCAUGGUAUUUGCCGGUGUAUUUCCUACAGAUACAAAUGAAUUUAGCCGAUUGGAUGAAUCAAUCACCAAAUUGACAUUGAAUGAUGCUAGUGUUUCUGUUCAAAAAGAGACAAGCAUGGCUUUGGGGCAAGGCUGGCGUAUUGGAUUUUUAGGAACACUGCACAUGGAUGUAUUCAGACAAAGAUUAGAAGAAGAACAUGACGCUAAUAUAAUUAUCACUCGGCCGACAGUUCCUUAUAAGAUAAUUUAUCGUGAUGGAUCAUCAAAGUUAAUUCGUAAUCCGGCUGAAUUUCCGGAUUCAAUGGAAAUGCAAAAUAAGGUGGUUGAAUUACAGGAGCCAAUUGUUAUGGCUACCAUUAUAUUACCAGAGGAUUACAUGGGUUCUGUUAUGGAUCUUUGUGGAUCUCGUAGAGGAGAACAGUUGGAGUACAAUUAUAUGGACGAAUCGCGUGUCAUUAUGAAAUAUUGUAUACCACUAGCAGAGAUAGUAACAGAUUUUCAUGAUGAAUUAAAAUCAAAAUCUAGCGGUUAUGCAAGUUUAGAUUAUGAGGAUAUAGGAUAUCAAACAACCGAUAUUGUUAAAUUGAAUGUGCUGAUUAAUAAAAAACCUGUAGAUGCCCUGGCAGCAAUUUUACAUCGAUCUCAAGUUACACAUGUUGGAAGAGAAUGGGCAAAAAAAUUAAGUGAAGUUAUACCAAAACAAUUGUACGAAGUCGUAAUACAAACAGCCGUUGGAGGAAAAGUUAUUGCUAGGGAGACAAUUUCUGCUAUGCGAAAGAACGUUACCGCAAAAUGCUAUGGCGGAGAUGUAACUCGUAAAAUGAAAUUACUUGAAAAACAAAAAGAAGGGAAAAAGAAGAUGAAGAUGAUCGGAAAUAUUGAAUUACCUCAAAAAGCAUUUUAUGAUUUCUUAUCAAAAGGUUCUGGUACAUCAAAAAAGAAAUAAAAAAGAUUUUCACAAAACAAAAUAGAUCAAGUUUUAAACCCGUAUAAUAAACAUUUUUUUUGAUAUCAUUAAAAACUUUG
This is a messenger RNA of Rhizophagus irregularis DAOM 181602=DAOM 197198, 2128 nucleotides long. RefSeq lists its product as uncharacterized. NCBI's taxonomy places the organism in Eukaryota, Fungi, Glomeromycota, Glomeromycetes, Glomerales, Glomeraceae. The record is from RefSeq and is a predicted model, not a curated record. Gene Ontology annotation, biological process: positive regulation of translation. Gene Ontology annotation, cellular component: mitochondrion. Gene Ontology annotation, molecular function: GTP binding; mitochondrial ribosome binding; GTPase activity.